Molecule: messenger RNA, 648 nt
Organism: Mycena citricolor
Lineage: Eukaryota; Fungi; Basidiomycota; Agaricomycetes; Agaricales; Mycenaceae
Source: the annotation of a GenBank genome assembly
UGUCGUGCUUCGUUGUUGCCUGGUCACGUGAAGCGUGUGUGAGUAUAAACAUAAGGCGCGUCGCGUCGGAUCGGCCUUUGCACCUCUUUCUCUCUCCAACCUCCACCACCCCUUUCUACUCCGCUUGUAUAUACGCUCAUGGCCCCCAAGCCUGCCUCCACUGCCGGCAAAGCACCCGCCUCCACUGCCGGCAAGGCACCCGCCAAGUCUGAGGGCUCGAAGGCCGCUAAGAAAACGGCGACUAAAAAGUCUUCCGCAGCCCCCGCUGACGGCGAGAAGAAGAAACGCAAGAAGGUUCGCAAGGAGACAUACUCGUCCUACAUCUACAAAGUCCUGCGCCAAGUCCAUCCGGACACGGGUAUCUCCAACAAGGCCAUGUCUAUCUUGAACUCGUUCGUCAACGACAUCUUUGAGCGGAUUGCGUCGGAGGCCUCGAAGCUCGCUCAGUACUCGAAGAAGUCUACCAUCUCGUCGCGGGAGAUUCAGACUAGCGUGCGCCUUAUCCUGCCUGGAGAGCUGGCGAAACACGCCAUCAGCGAGGGGACGAAGUCUGUCACCAAGUUCUCUUCAGCCAGUACUACAAAGUAGUCACGCGACGCAUGGAAUGUCUGUAUCCUUAUUAUUGUUUCUAUCUACAUCAGCUUGUGC